Messenger RNA from Trematomus bernacchii (emerald rockcod), 4181 nucleotides. It is a transcript of the gene chrm3a, whose product is annotated as cholinergic receptor, muscarinic 3a. The transcript has 4 exons. Gene Ontology annotation, molecular function: G protein-coupled acetylcholine receptor activity; G protein-coupled serotonin receptor activity. NCBI's taxonomy places the organism in Eukaryota, Metazoa, Chordata, Actinopteri, Perciformes, Nototheniidae. The record is from RefSeq and is a predicted model, not a curated record. Gene Ontology annotation, cellular component: synapse; plasma membrane; dendrite. Gene Ontology annotation, biological process: adenylate cyclase-inhibiting G protein-coupled acetylcholine receptor signaling pathway; G protein-coupled receptor signaling pathway, coupled to cyclic nucleotide second messenger; chemical synaptic transmission. Bases 410 to 2332 code for a protein of 640 amino acids.
CUACGGCUCGGUGACGGUAGAAGGCGAGCCCCGUUAGCUGUUUACCGUGAACGCCUCAGACUCGAGAGGAAGGGACUGCUGCUGCUCUGCCAAACAUGCACCCGACACAAGUUUGACUGGAUUGUCCAUUUUCCCAUCUACUUGUACUGCUUUUGACCUGCGCACCAUUGAAAGUGAUGAGUCCAAUGAUUGAACUGAACGGAAACCUGUCCAUCAGGCUCUGCAGCACAGUGUGUCUGACCUCCCAACACACGGACAAUAAUACAACAAAACAGACACCAUGAUCCGCUCGGAGGAGGAUAAUCGUGCACCCGCAGUAGACAUCAUGGACACCGAAAGGCACUCCGCUGAAAGGUGACCUCCAGACACUUCACCUCCCCAAAACAUUUGAAUAUGCCAGGACACAACGAUGAGCUCCAACAGCACAGACCCUGGUCUCUUCCUGACUGCAAUCACCUCACUACCAGCAGCCGGAGCUUUCCCACAAUCCAAUUCUCUCCAUCAAUUUCAUUUGAAUUCCAUGGAGGAUAAUUCAUCUAACACCAGCAAUCUCCUGAACCUCACCUCAGAAUCUAAGAACAUAACAGCACCCCUUGAUCACGUGGGUGGCCUUCCUUUGUGGCAGGUUAUCAUCAUUGUCUUGCUGACAGGCAUGCUGUCACUGAUCACCGUCAUCGGCAACGUCCUGGUGGUAGUAUCCUUCAAAGUUAAUCGCCAGCUUAAGACAGUCAAUAACUACUUCCUGCUGAGCUUGGCUGUGGCUGACCUCAUCAUAGGAGUCAUCUCCAUGAACCUUUACACAGCUUAUCUUGUAAUGGGCUACUGGGCCAUGGGCAAGUGGGCAUGCGACAUGUGGCUGGCUAUAGACUAUGUGGCUAGCAAUGCUUCAGUUAUGAACCUACUGGUCAUCAGCUUUGACCGCUACUUUUCAAUCACCAGGCCUUUGACCUACCGAGCCAAAAGGACCACAAAGCGAGCUGGGAUCAUGAUCGGCCUGGCCUGGUUUGUUUCUCUUGUUCUGUGGGCCCCAGCCAUCAUCCUAUGGCAGUUUUUUGAGGGUAAAAGGACAGUCCCCUCAGAUGAAUGCUACAUUCAGUUCCUCACAGAGCCCACUAUAACUUUCUGCACAGCCAUGGCUGCUUUCUACCUGCCUGUGACGAUAAUGAGUGUUCUCUACUGGCUAAUUUACCAGGAAACCCAGAACCGUUCGAAGGAGUUAGCUGGGUUGCAGGGUUCGGGAAGUCGUGGUGCGGCAGGAGGAAGAGGAGGGAGUGGUGGGGGCGAGAAAGCCCGUUUCGUCCAUCAGACAGGAAGUUCUAGAAGUUGCAGCAGCUACGAGCUAACUAGGUUGUCACGGAGAAGAAGCACAUGUCGGGAGUUGGUUGGCCGCUUCCACUGCUGGCCUGGGGUUCGCUCCUGGAGACCUGGUAGUAUCCGGCAAGGAGAGGGUGAUCCAGACCAGAGCAGCAGCGACAGCUGGAACAACAACGAUGCUGCAAUCUCGUUGGAUCACUCUGGGUCUUCAGAGGAUGAGGAUUGUGGGGGCAAAGAGAUGAUUUCCCAGAGUCAUGCUAUUUUCUCCAUCGUUCUCAGCCUGCCUGGUAUAAAAGCUGCUGUCAACUCCCAACUCACCUCAUGUGAGGAUCUGGAUGCAGCCUCAGAGAACGAUCCCCUCAGGGGAGAGGAGUAUAGUAGAGACAGCCUCUCAACCGCCACCAGUAACACCACUGCCGCCACUACUCCCGAUGGUGAAAUAAAUUCAGAAAAAAGUGCAUACCACCAGCGCUUCGGCUCACGCAAGAUUCAAUCGAUGCCUAUCAUCCAGUCCAACUCGAACCAAGGCUUGAAUGGUCCCCCAACAACUACUACCACUGCCACCGACAAUUCUACCACCAGCACCACCACUAAAUCCCCCUCUGGCCCAAUAUCCUUCAAAGAGGCAGCUAUGGCAAAGCGUUUUGCAACCCGUGCCCGGACUCAGAUCACUAAGAGGAAGCGCAUGUCCUUAGUGAAGGAGAAGAAGGCAGCUCAAACUCUCAGUGCCAUCCUCUUUGCAUUCAUCAUAACAUGGACACCUUACAACAUCAUGGUGCUGAUCAAUGCCUUUUGUAAAAAUUGCAUCCCAGAGACACUGUGGGCUGUUGGGUACUGGCUUUGCUACGUCAACAGCACAGUCAACCCCAUGUGCUACGCCCUGUGCAACAAGACUUUCCGUACAACCUUUAAGAUGAUACUAAUGUGCCAAUGGGACCAGAAAAAAAGGCGGAAGCAGCAGUUCCAGCAGAGGCAGUCGGUGGUCUUCCACAGAAGGAUUCCCAGGGAGUCAACGUAAAGGACUGGGAAGAGUAAGAUUUAACAUAGGAGAAGAAAAAGGAAGAAGCAUCCAUGUAGUUGUUUCUGUGGAGUAUCUUUGCUUAGAGAUCCUUAAUGUGUUUCUCUGCUGGUGUGUCCAGCACAGCAACCCCAUGUGGUGGUUUAUGAGGUAUGUGUUGGUGUUGGAGCAUCCUUUUAGCAAAGCUGUGUGCGUGAAGGAUUGUGUAUACAGUAGUGAGAUUCAGAUAUGAAAACUCUCUCUCUGUCCUUAAUGAACUCAACCGUUUGAAUGUGGGAACCAAUAGAAAAAAGGGCUUUAAAAUGCUUUGCAGGAGAAUCUUUGAAGUGCAAUUGACACAAGAGGAAAGGAUAUAUUUGUCACAGGGCUGGGUAUUCACAUUUAUUAUAUUGUCUCUAGAUAGAUCUGUAACGUGCAGAGUGGUUUUGCAUUAAAAACAAAACAUGGAAUCUGUUGUCACUGAAAGCCAAGACAAAAACUAGUGUUAGUGUUCACAUGCUUCUACAUCGUACUGAUUUGACCUGUCUCCUCUUGACUGGCAUGUGUUUUUAUCAGAAACUAUGUACAUUGCCUUUCUACAUGGAUAUAGCUUCCCUGUGUCUGAUGGAAUAUAAAAAAAAGUUCUUGAAUUGUGUCCUUACUUUCAGUCAACAGAGUUAUUUUUGUGAUAUUAAUUUUUGAGGUUUUCUAGAUAUUUCUGAGAUUUUGAGCCAGUCUGAAAAUUCUUCUUCUGAUGAAUUGAGUUGUGAAUAUGUGUGUGGCACCACGGUCAGUGAACUGCUGUAGUGUUCAAUGUGAUUGUUGUGGUUUUUAUGGUGGAGACAAUAAGUACAUUGGUUGUGUUUCAUGUACUUGCAGUUCUCUGUCCAGAGUAAUGAUUAUACAUUGAUGAUAUUCUGUUUGUGUAUAUUUGAAUAUUUCUGACUUGAUAUACAAUGAUUGAUUGCACACACAAAGAUGUCCAUUUAUAAUGAUGUGUGUUUUCAUGUUACACUAUCUUUUAGAUUUCUACAAAAUGAUACAGCUAUGGUACUUUUUGUAGAGGGCCACCACUCUUUGAUAUAGUAGAACAAGGGCAGCCUCUAGUGGCUUGAGAAAUAGCUGUAUUUCUGGCAGUCCCACUUCUAAAAUUGUACUUGCUUAGGCUUAUAAAUAUGAAAUUAAAUUUAGAUUUGAAGUUUUAAAAGUAUAUAUAUUUUGGAUCUUGAAAAAUAAGGUUUGCAAUCAUUGAAGUAUCCAUCGUUUAACUUUCUGUCAUAGCCGGAAUAUUUUAUGUUGCAUUUAAAAUGAUUUUUGGGUGAAGUUUUUCCUUAUUAUUAAGCAGCAAUUGAUUUGUAAAUAGAAUUGAUAGCUAUUUUGGUCAUCAAGUUUUUCCAUACACCAACGAGUCAGCAUGAAGAGGCCAAUGACUUCUUAAUGGGUAAAUAAGAAUUUGUUUUAAUUGUUUAUUUGUAUUGCACAUUAUCUUAUUCUUAUUUUAAGUAGAUGGUUUUUACAUUAUUUCCACACCCAGAUAUUGAAUAAAGUGCAAAAGGUAUUGAACGCAAAGGAUAACCUUAUUAUAACAACUGACAUACUGAAGAAUUGGAUAAUUUAAGUACAAUUGUAUUAAUAUGUGCUGAGUGCAAAGAGAUGUUAAAAAAUAUCCCAUGUGUGUAAUCGGGGGGGAAUUUCAUUUGCUUUUAACACAAUGUGCUCCAGUGUCAUGAUACCUUAUUCAGUAAAAUAUGAGAUUUUUGUACUUAAAUAUUGGGAAUGUAAACUACCAAAAUUGUGAACACAAACAUUUUGUUACAUUUCAAGUAUGCAAUCAUACUCAUAUUUUAAGUCAAUAAAUAAAACAAAAACC